Molecule: messenger RNA, 1217 nt
Organism: Mastomys coucha (southern multimammate mouse)
Lineage: Eukaryota; Metazoa; Chordata; Mammalia; Rodentia; Muridae
Gene: Fbl
Product: fibrillarin
Exons: 9
Coding region: 122-1105 (327 amino acids)
Biological process (GO): box C/D sno(s)RNA 3'-end processing; rRNA methylation
Cellular component (GO): small-subunit processome; Cajal body; box C/D methylation guide snoRNP complex
Molecular function (GO): rRNA methyltransferase activity; RNA binding; histone H2AQ104 methyltransferase activity
Source: RefSeq, a predicted model, not a curated record
GCGCUUCCGUCUCGCGCCGUGCGUCACCGCGCGCAGGCGCUCCUUUCCACGUGCGAAAGCCUGAGACUCGUGGAGUCGGGGACGCCGCAGGUUGCCUGAGUCGCGCGACCAGAACGCAGGGAUGAAGCCAGGUUUCAGCCCCCGUGGGGGCGGCUUUGGUGGCAGAGGCGGCUUUGGUGACAGAGGUGGUAGAGGAGGAGGCCGAGGAGGCCGAGGAGGCUUCGGUGGUGGCCGAGGAGGCUUUGGCGGUGGAGGCCGAGGUCGAGGCGGAGGGGGUGGUGGCUUCAGGGGACGAGGAGGUGGAGGUGGCCGAGGUGGAGGCUUCCAAUCUGGGGGCAACCGGGGUCGAGGUGGUGGCCGGGGAGGCAAGAGAGGAAACCAGUCAGGGAAGAAUGUGAUGGUGGAGCCACAUCGGCAUGAAGGUGUCUUUAUCUGUCGAGGAAAGGAGGACGCCCUUGUCACAAAGAAUCUGGUCCCUGGAGAAUCUGUGUAUGGAGAGAAGAGAGUCUCUAUUUCAGAAGGAGAUGACAAAAUUGAGUACCGAGCCUGGAACCCCUUCCGCUCCAAGCUGGCAGCAGCAAUCCUGGGCGGUGUAGACCAGAUCCACAUCAAGCCAGGGGCCAAGGUGCUCUACCUUGGGGCAGCCUCAGGCACCACCGUCUCCCACGUCUCUGAUAUCGUCGGCCCGGAUGGUCUGGUCUACGCCGUUGAGUUCUCCCACCGCUCUGGCCGUGACCUCAUCAACUUGGCCAAGAAGAGGACCAACAUUAUUCCUGUAAUCGAGGAUGCUCGGCACCCACACAAAUACCGCAUGCUUAUUGCAAUGGUGGAUGUUAUCUUUGCUGAUGUGGCACAGCCAGACCAAACUCGGAUUGUGGCCCUGAAUGCCCACACCUUCUUGCGGAAUGGAGGACACUUUGUGAUUUCCAUUAAGGCCAACUGCAUUGACUCCACAGCCUCAGCAGAAGCUGUGUUUGCAUCUGAAGUGAAGAAGAUGCAGCAAGAGAACAUGAAGCCCCAGGAACAGUUGACGCUAGAGCCUUACGAACGAGACCACGCAGUGGUUGUAGGCGUGUACAGGCCACCUCCCAAGGCGAAGAACUGAAACUCAGUGCUGUCUGGAUUGAAGAAGUGUGUGUUGCUACUGUUGCACGUGUGGCUUUUGAUGGGGGCGGGGAGAGUUGUUUUGUUUUUCUAUUAAAAGACUCAUCUGUCUC